AUGGCCUUCACAGAUGUCACAGAAGACGCUGGCUACUUUAGGACGCCUUCUUUCUUUGGAUAUAAUGAGCUUGGAGUGGAGCAGUCUUGCUUUGACCUUGCAUGGCAAGAUAUACCAGAUGGCCUACUUCCAUGGUAUUGGGUUGCCUCCUCUUCUGGGUCUCUUACCACGAACUCCACAAGUUUUCAAGGCUCGCAUCCCUCAACGCCAGACUUCAAACAGCCCAGGAAUACUGAAAUUCCUAACAGCCUCUUGGACAAAACUGGCUUUAGUAGUGUGCAACCAUCAUUCGCAUCAUACACAGUCCAGCAGUCUUCUGAAUUCAUUUAUCCAAUACAAGAGACUCCCACGGGAGAGAACAUUACACCAAAUUUUAGCGAAAACCACGACAGUCAAGGAAGUCCAGAUUCCUUGAAAGCGUCAGAUCUAAACCGCGCUCACUCGGCGCUGGAGCCGUACAAGAAGGAAGCACGCGGGAGAAAGCCCAGACAAAGGCAGCCGCUUUGCGACACAAAGAGUCCACAAGAAAGGAGAACGCAGUUGAAUAAUACUAAGAAUAGACAGUAUCUGAAUGCUUUGGAACGAAACCGACACGCUGCUGCCAAGUGUCGUGCUCGCAAGCAGGAUCAAGAAAACGCUUUGGCCUCUGAGGUGGAAGUAUUGGAAGGUCGGCAUCAGCAACUCUCUUUUUGCUACAACGACCUCAUUGAGCUAAUUUACCACCUCAAAUCAGAGAUUUUGAGACAUAGCGACUGCGACUGCGCUCUCAUUCAACAGUAUAUUAGGAGUAAAGCACACAAAUCAGUGGAUAUCCUGAAGAUAAAUACGUCUUCUUCCAACGACAUGGACACCACAAUCCCACAGGGUAAUGGCAUUGGUGGCAACGAUUGUUCACAAGGAGGGUUAAUGGAGUUAUAUAGUCUAACACAGGGCUAUACCACCACGUUCUCAGGCGCAUCAUAG
This is a messenger RNA of Fusarium redolens, 963 nucleotides long. RefSeq lists its product as uncharacterized. Lineage: Eukaryota; Fungi; Ascomycota; Sordariomycetes; Hypocreales; Nectriaceae. Gene Ontology annotation, molecular function: DNA-binding transcription factor activity. The transcript has a single exon. Gene Ontology annotation, biological process: regulation of DNA-templated transcription. The record is from RefSeq and is a predicted model, not a curated record. The coding region runs from base 1 to 963 and encodes 320 amino acids.